This is a messenger RNA of Populus nigra (black poplar), 1621 nucleotides long. RefSeq names its product probable carboxylesterase 11. NCBI's taxonomy places the organism in Eukaryota, Viridiplantae, Streptophyta, Magnoliopsida, Malpighiales, Salicaceae. The record is from RefSeq and is a predicted model, not a curated record. Gene Ontology annotation, molecular function: hydrolase activity. The transcript is spliced from 2 exons. Bases 137 to 1303 code for a protein of 388 amino acids.
AGACCUGGUUGAUAAUCAAAGGAGAGCUGGAGGACUGGAACUUCAUUAGCCCGCUUCUCCCAUCAUCUUCAUUAAUCAACAACAAAUCCAGAUCCCGGCUGUUCCUCUCUCUCUCUGUCUCUCUCUCUCUGUAGAGAUGCCAAGCUUAAUGGUAAAACUCUAUAGUGUCAUCUUCAAAUAUCAACAAAAACAUCUCCUACAAGGCUUGAUAGAAACCCCUGAAUCCAACAAAUCCAACCCAUUUGGCAUUACUUCUAGGCCCCACGAAUCCAUCGCCGCUAGCAACCCAUCAUUUACCGAUGGUGUAGCCACCAAAGACAUCCGUGCCAAUCCCUACUCUUCUCUUUCUCUCCGGAUCUUCCUUCCCGAUACAGCUGUCACCUCCUCAUUGGCUUCUAGUUAUCAAAUUCCCAAUUACGGUGGCUAUUCGCCGGUGGAAGGAAGAUCUCACCGGAAGUUGCCGGUGAUGUUGCAGUUUCACGGAGGUGGGUUUGUGAGCGGGAGCAAUGAAUCUGUGGGAAAUGAUGCGUUUUGCAGGAGAAUAGCGAAAUUGUGUGAUGUGAUUGUGGUGGCUGUUGGGUAUAGAUUGGCACCAGAGACUAAGUAUCCGGGGGCUUUCGAAGAUGGGUUCAAGGUUUUGAAUUGGUUAGCGAAGCAGUCUAAUUUGGCUGUUUGUGGGAGAUUGGGUGCUCAGAACCAUAUCUUUGAUAGCUUCGGUGCUUCCAUGGUGGAGCCUUGGUUGGCUGCUCAUGGAGAUACUUCCAGAUGUGUAUUGCUUGGGGUGAGCUCUGGUGCGAACAUAGCCGAUUAUGUGGCAAGAAAGGCUGUAGAGGCUGGGAAGCGAUUGGAUCCAGUUAAGGUGGUGGCACAAAUCCUGAUGUUUCCUUUCUUUAUUGGAAGAACUCCCACCCAUUCUGAGAUUAAGCUGGCAAGCACGUAUUUCUAUGAUAAAACCAUGUGCAAGCUGGCAUGGAAACUCUUCUUACCUAAGGAAGAGUUCAAUCUAGAUCACCCAGCUGCUAACCCUCUUAUUGCCGGGAGGCAGCCACCUCUUAAGUGUAUGCCCCCGACUAUAACAGUUGUUGCUGAGCAUGACUUUAUGAGAGAUCGAGCCAUUGCCUACUCAGAGGAACUACGGAAAGUUAAUGUGGAUGCGCCUCUUCUUGAUUAUAAGGAUGCUGUGCAUGAGUUUGCUACACUUGAUGUGCUUCUCCAGACACCACAGGCCCAGGCAUGUGCAGAGGAUGUCUCUAUAUGGGUCAAGAAGUACAUAUCACUCAGAGGCCAUGAGUUUUCUUAUUGAAUAGAGCAGAAAAGAAGAAAGUGAGCAGGAAGGGGAAAGAGGUGUUCAGUAGAUGCAGGAUCAUCGUCUUUAUGAUUUCUGCUGCCUCUUUUCCUUUUCUUUUUCUUUUUUUUCCCCCUUGAGAUAUCAGCACUGUUGUACACCGUGGAAUAGAGCCAGAGCUUCUAGCUCUAUUUCAUUUCUCAAGUCUCUAUUUAGGCGAAGGGUCUCUCUCUCUUAAUGUAAAGUAUACUGUGUUUGUCUGAGUGCAGGACUAACUUGAAUUUUGAUGAAAAUAUUAUUCAUUGGAUAUUAAAGGAACAUUACUUUGUGAGCUCA